AGUCGUAUGGGUUCCACUUGGGGACAGUUAAGAAUUUUAUAUUAUAUUUUCACAUGUUUACUAGUGAAAAUUAAAAUGUUGUCUUGGGUUCUAAACUCAACUCUUUCUUUUUAAAUUAUUUUCUGUUUAUCAAAAAUUUGCUUCUAAUAUUUCAUCAAAACAAGUAAUCUCUGAUACAAGAUUGAAUUGAACCCACAAAAAUGAGUUUCCUCAAAUCACUAUUGACUUUCCGAAAUUCCAAAUCCAUGAGGGUCCAAGAUGAUAUUGAACUCAAAAGUCCCACAGGAAUCAAGCAAGAUGGUAUCAUCAAACACACACACAAAGUUUCCAAGAAAGAUAGAGAUGAAUUCACACCAGGCUGCUUGAAAGGUGAAGUCCUGUCCCGGGUCUUUGCCGAGGACUACCAGUUAAUAGAAACAUCAAUUCUUGAUCCCAGAGGCCCCGUGGUGCGGCACUGGAACGAGCUAUUUUUAGCAGCCGGCAUGAUCUCACUUUUUGUUGAUCCUCUCUUCUUGUUCUUGCCAAAAAUGACCCCUGACUUGUGCAUUGAGGCCUCUGUAUCAAAACUCCAAGUGAUUUUGACAGUUUUGCGAAUAUUGUCAGAUCUCUUUUAUGUGAUCAAUAUUUUAGUACAGUUUCGAACAGCUUAUGUUGCGCCUUCUUCGCGUGUGAUUGGGAGGGGAGAGCUUGUUAUUGAUCCUUGGAAGAUAGCGUACCGGUAUCUUCACCGGGGAUUUUGGAUUGAUCUUUUGGCUACUCUUCCCUUUCCACAGGUUAUGAAUUGGGCAAUCAUCCCUUAUGUGGCCGGUUCAGUGUCUUCAAACUCAAAAAUCGCCCUUAGGUGCAUCCCCCUUGCACAGUUCCUUCUGAGACUAUUUCUUCUAUACCCUCUCUCAUGGAAGAUUAUCAAAGACACUGGAAAAAUGACUGAAACGGCGUGGGUGGGCGCUGCUCAUAACAUGCUGCUUUUUUAUAUCGCGAGCAAUGUUUCAGGUGCUUGUUGGUACCUUCUAACUAUAGAACGACAAGAAGCAUGUUGGAGGAGUGUGUGUGAUCUUGAAAACCCGCCUUGUGUAUAUGAAUUUUUUGAUUGCAAUACGAUCAAUGACACUACUAGGAGUGCUUGGUUUGCAGCAACUAAUGUUUCAACUCUAUGUAAUCCAAGCAAUACAUAUUAUGAAUAUGGAGUAUAUGCCUUGGGACUAUUAAAUAACGCGCCGUCUGAAGUGUUUGUCAAGAAGUACUUUUUCUGUUUUUAUUGGGCACUUCAGAGCCUAACAUCUAUAGGUAAUAAUCUCGCGACAACUGGCUAUGUCGGAGAGAAUAUCUUUGUCAACCUCGUUGCCGUUUUGGGGCUUGUUCUUCUUGCAGCCCUUGUAGGAAAUAUGCAAAGGUACCUCCAAUCAACAUCACUGCGGUUAGAAGAAUCAAGGCAGAAGAGAACUGAAACUGAGCAGUGGAUGCAUUACAGGCAAAUACCUCCAGAGCUAAGGCAAUCUGUUAGAAAGUAUGAUCAAUAUAGGUGGGUGGCGACACGGGGAGUCGAAGAAAAAACCAUCAUCAGUGCCCUCCCUAAGGAUCUCCAAAGGAAAAUCAACAAUCACCUAUGCAACAAUCUCGUUAGAAAAGUUCCCCUUUUUGAUCAGAUGGAUGACAAAAUGCUAGAUGGGAUAUGCGAGAGGCUGAAAGCGGCACUAUACACUGAAGGCACGUUUUUGGUUCGCGAAGGUGACCCUGUUAGAGAAAUGUUAUUUAUCAUUCGAGGCCAUCUUGAUUCCUACACCACCAAUGGAGGACAGAGAGGAUUUUUCAAUUCGUCACGUAUAGGUCCAGGAAACUUCUGUGGGGAGGAAUUGCUGACGUGGGCACUUGAUGGGCCAAGAAGUGUCCUCCCAUCGUCAACACGCACGGUCAAGGCCAUUUCUGAGACUGAAGCAUUUGCUCUCACCUCUGAGGACUUGAAAUUUGUGGCACUGCAAUUUAGGAUGCUUCAUAGUAGACAACUGAUACAAAAAUUCCGGUUUUACUCUCACCAAUGGAGAACUUGGGCAGCUUGCUAUGUGCAAGCAGUGUGGCGAAGACAUCAAAAGCGCAAGGAAUUAGCCCAUCACAAUGCCACAGAUGGUGGAAGAUGGUUCGAUGAGAUGGAUAUUUUUGUGCCACAACCCGGGUCUGGCUUGGAAGUUUAUGCAGCGAGGUUGAUAACGAACAUUAGGAUGGGCGGAAGCAAGCGUUUUGAGUCUGAGGAGAGUGGAGAGAGGCCUAAUGAGUUCAAUUAUGAUGAGAACGAGGAAUGAACGAAAGAAAUGUGGACCGUAAGGUUGUGUAGGUCAUUUAAAUUAAUAUGUCCAUUAAUAUUGUCAUGGCAAUUCUCUGUGGAACUAUCAGUAAGCAGAGUAAUAAGCUUAAAUGAUUGUAUUUGUACGCGGUCACAUGUGUAUGUAUGUGCAUAAAUGAGGGAAAGAAGAAGAAGAAGAAUGGCCGCUUACAAUUUGCAACUAAAAAUGUAAUUAUAAAGUUGGGACUGCCCAGUUUGGAUGAAACAGUUUUACUAGAUUUCGGCUACUAGAAAGCUGCUUUAGUUUUCAAA
This is a messenger RNA of Camellia sinensis, 2590 nucleotides long. RefSeq names its product protein CNGC15b. Gene Ontology annotation, molecular function: voltage-gated potassium channel activity. Gene Ontology annotation, biological process: potassium ion transport; transmembrane transport. The record is from RefSeq and is a predicted model, not a curated record. Lineage: Eukaryota; Viridiplantae; Streptophyta; Magnoliopsida; Ericales; Theaceae. Gene Ontology annotation, cellular component: membrane.